ACGAGAAGGCUUGCUCGAUCUGAGGGAUUGCCAGCACAUCAGAAGGGGCUGGGAGCCGGGGGAGGAGAUUGGAGGGAGAGGUAAUCCCUGGCGUUUUGAGCAUCCCCUUUUUAGAAAGACAGACGGAAUCUCUCCCAGGACAGCUGCUGCGGUCACACCACAAACUUAAAAGCCGCCCUCCUGCUUGGAGCGUGCCUUUCCCCACCACGCUCGCUCCUGGCCUAAGCACCAACUGGUGGGUCGCUGUCCGUAGAGCGAGCGCUGCGCUCGGGGGCACAGGAGCGCCCCCUGCCUCCCCGCCUGGCUGUAACCGCGGCCUCGCUGCUCCGCCAGGGCCGCCUGUGCUCCGCGGUUCAGCCCGGGCUGCGACUCCAAAGAACUCGCGCCUGUGCCCGCGAUCGCCGUCCUCUUGGCUUCCUCUGGCGGUCCUUUCUUCUCUCCUGAGCCUGAGACCUAAGAAAAGGAAAAGCGACAAGAGUUGCCAGCAGGAAGGGUGAACUAACACCAUUUGAAAGAUAAAAUUUUCAUCAUGAAUGCUAAUAAAGAUGAAAUCCCAAGGUCCAGAAGUCAAGAUCUUCACCCUUUUCAUGCUUGGAUGAUGUUAAUCAUGACUGUGCCAUUUCUUCCUGUCACUGAAACAUCUAAACAAAAUAUUCCACGACUCAAGCUAACCUACAAAGACUUACUGCUUUCAAACACCUGUAUUCCCUUUUUGGGUUCAUCAGAAGGACUGGAUUUCCAGACUCUUCUUCUGGAUGAGGAGAGGGGCAUACUGCUCCUAGGAGCCAAAGACCAUGUCUUCCUUCUCAGUCUGGUUGACUUGAACAAGAACUUUAAGAAGAUUUAUUGGCCUGCUGCAAAGGAACGAGUGGAACUAUGUAAAUUAGCCGGGAAAGACGCCAAUACAGAAUGUGCAAAUUUCAUCCGUGUGCUUCAACCCUAUAAUAAGACUCAUGUCUAUGUGUGUGGAACUGGAGCAUUUCAUCCACUGUGUGGAUAUAUUGAUCUUGGAGCCAACAAGGAGGAACUCAUUUUUAAGCUAGACAUGCAUAACCUGGAGUCUGGCAGACUGAAAUGCCCCUUUGAUCCUCAACAGCCUUUUGCUUCAGUAAUGACAGAUGAGCACCUCUACUCUGGAACAGCUUCUGAUUUCCUUGGCAAGGAUACUGCAUUCACAAGGUCCCUCGGGCUGAUGCAGGACCACCAUUACAUCAGAACUGACAUUUCAGAGCACUACUGGCUCAAUGGAGCAAAAUUUAUUGGGACAUUCCCCAUUCCAGACACCUAUAAUCCAGAUGAUGAUAAAAUAUAUUUCUUCUUUCGGGAAUCAUCUCAGGAAGGCAGCACUUCUGACAGAAGCAUUCUUUCAAGAGUUGGAAGAGUUUGUAAGAAUGAUGUAGGUGGGCAACGAAGUCUGAUAAACAAGUGGACUACUUUUCUUAAGGCAAGACUGGUAUGCUCAAUUCCUGGAAGCGAUGGGGCAGAUACCCAUUUUGAUGAACUUCAAGAUAUUUACUUACUCCCCACAAGAGAUGAAAGAAAUCCUGUAGUAUAUGGAGUCUUUACCACAACCAGCUCCAUCUUCAAAGGCUCUGCUGUCUGUGUGUACAGCAUGGCUGAUAUCAGAGCAGUUUUUAAUGGUCCCUAUGCUCAUAAGGAAAGUGCAGACCAUCGUUGGGUGCAGUAUGAUGGCAGGAUACCUUAUCCCCGACCUGGAACGUGUCCAAGCAAAACCUAUGACCCACUGAUUAAGUCCACCCGAGACUUUCCAGACGAUGUUAUCAGUUUCAUAAGGCGGCACCCGGUCAUGUAUAAGUCCGUGUACCCAGUAGCAGGAGCACCAACCUUCAAGAGAAUCAACGUGGAUUACAGACUGACACAGAUAGUGGUGGAUCACGUGGUCGCCGAAGAUGGGCAGUAUGAUGUCAUGUUUCUCGGAACAGACGUUGGAACGGUUCUGAAAGUUGUGAGCAUCUCCAAGGAGAAGUGGAAUAUGGAAGAGGUAGUACUAGAGGAGCUACAGGUAUUCAAGCACCCAACAGCCAUCUUGAACAUGGAGCUGUCGCUGAAGCAGCAACAGUUGUAUGUUGGUUCCUGGGAUGGAUUGGUUCAGCUCUCCUUGCACAGAUGCGACACUUAUGGGAAAGCAUGUGCAGAUUGCUGUCUCGCCAGAGACCCUUACUGUGCUUGGGAUGGAAAUGCUUGCUCCAGAUAUGCACCCACUUCUAAAAGGAGAGCUAGACGCCAGGAUGUAAAGUAUGGGGAUCCAAUCACUCAGUGCUGGGACAUAGAAGACAGCAUUAGUCAUGAAACAGCUGAUGAAAAGGUGAUUUUCGGAAUUGAAUUUAAUUCAACCUUUUUGGAAUGUAUACCUAAAUCCCAACAAGCCUCUGUUGAGUGGUACAUCCAGCGGUCAGGAGAUGAGCAUCGAGAGGAGUUGAAACCUGAUGAAAGGAUCAUCAAAACGGACUAUGGGCUACUGAUUCGAAGUCUGCAGAAGAAGGACUCUGGGAUGUAUUACUGCAAAGCACAGGAGCACACUUUCAUCCACACCGUCGCGAAGCUGACUUUGAAUGUCAUUGAGAAUGAACAGAUGGAAAAUACCCAGAGGGCAGAAUACCAGGAGGGCCAGGUCAAGGAUCUGCUGGCUGAGUCACGGUUGAGAUACAAAGACUACAUCCAAAUCCUUAGCAGCCCGAACUUCAGCCUGGACCAGUACUGUGAGCAGAUGUGGUACAGGGAGAAGCGGAGGCAGCGCAACAAGGGCGGCCCAAAGUGGAAGCACGUGCAGGAACUGAAGAAGAAACGAAAUCGACGACAUCACAGAGACCUGGAGGAGCUUCGCAGAUCAGUGGCUACAUAGUUUUCUAUUUAAUUUAAAGAGGGAAUUACUUACCUGCCUGCACAAAUAAUGUCUUCUGUUUUGUACAUCCCUAAUCCUAACUCAUACAUACUCAUGGAGUCUCCCUGAGGCACAGGAUGCUAUGCUGAAUAAGACUGUAUAGGACAUCAUCUGAACCAGCUUUCUAAGAAAAGUCGAGAAUUGUCUUAAAAAGAGGGGCCUUAUGUUUCUAAAUGUUUUAUAGUUAGAAUUUAAUGAUAUGUAAAGAAGCAAGCUAAGUGAACACUUGGAUCCACUGAGUAAGGUGCUUUACUCCCAAGCAUGUUCCCCCGUGCUGUUUGUUGGCUAUGGUCUUAGAAGCAGCUUAAUCAUUCCAUUCUAGAACAGGGGAUCGUGUAGGAACGGGAGAAAAGGCACAAAUUAAAAGAGCUUAAGUUAGUGACAGGAACUUUCUCAAGGAGCCAAAAGCCCACACUUGGAGCCGGGCAUGGGAAUUUAGAAAGGUGCGUUCCCUCUUUCUGGAAACAUCUAGUGUACUACAGUAGCGCUUUGUGGGAGAGUGUUAAUGAUCCUAAACAGGUUCCUUUUGAUUGGUCAAGACAAACAGCGUCACAGACAGAACUGGAUGCUCAGUGAUGUGCUCUAAAAUACAUGCUGUAGGAACUUAGUACACAAUUUCUGUGAACUUUGGGAAACAUGGUAGAAGAUCUUAAUAUAACAACAAGGACAACAUGAUGUACACAGUGUCCUAAUCUGUAGAUGGGAAUGUUAGGAGGCAGACAGAAGGGUAGCUAUAAAUUCCGGCUCCGAGAAAAACUUAUAUUGCCACAGGAAAGGGAAAAAGCCACAAAGUAGAUGGAAUGUAAUGGAAUUCUUUCCACUAGAGGAUAAAUAUCUGCCAACCUGUAAUGUUCUGGUUAAAAAUAAUUUAGAUUAUAGCAAAUUGUUAGCAAAAGUGCAAGUGAAAGUAAACUUUGUAAAAGAAAAAUUUAUGGAAUGGCAAUAUUUUAUUUAUAACCAAUGUAUUUCUGUGUUCUUCUUUUUUCUAAGUAUUUAUCAUAUUCUGUACAUUGUUUGCAUUUACAUCCUUUAUUUUAUUAUAUUUCAGUAAAUAGGAGAAAGCAAUAUGUAAUACAUAGAGAGAAUUGAGUAGAUGACCAAGGUGGGGAGUGGGGAUAUAUAUUCAUUGAAUGGAUUGAUAAGGGCAAAAUUUUUAUGACGGGAAGGGUUAAAUUAACUCUUUGACAUCUCUUUACAUAAACUUUCAAGCAGCAUUGUUUUUUUAGCAGUUUUACAAGUAAGUCUUCCACAUGUAAAAAAACACAUCAUUAGCAUAAAUACCAUUUGAAUUUUGCUAGCAUGUGUCAAAUUCAUCUUUUCCUCUGAACAGUAUUUUCCUGCCUGUCUCUCCAGAAAUCACCUUUCCUUCCUAUAGCACAAAGCCCUUAGCCUUCCUCUGUUUUGCCUUUUCACGCCCUUUAUAGUGUGAAAUGAACAAUUAGUCACUUCCUCACGAAGAAUGCAGCUUUUUGGAAAACCAACAGAACUUGCUUGUUUCUCAUGCAUUCUACAUGUUUUGAAAGAGUCUGUGAGAAGCCCGUGUGAUUAAAGACCAGUGUUACAGAGUCAAGCAAUCUCUCAGUUCAAAGUAGCAUCAGUAUUUUGCAUUCAUUUAAUUUGCAUUGGGUACCUAUCUCAAGGGCAGGCCAUUGAUCUACAAGGUCUAGUAUAAUAAUAAAUAUUUGUAGAUGCUUUACUCUAAGAAAAAGCAAAAGUGAAGGAACAAUUUUAAUUUGUAAGCCAGAAUGAAUUAUAUCUCUGGCAGAGAUGCAUACAAAUUCUUGUCUCAUGGUCAGACUACUAAUCAUGUAUCACACAAGGGUGUUUAUCUAUUGGCUUACUGAGUCCUACAAAGUCACAGCAAGUCAGUGGGUGCAUGCUUCAUUAAAAAAUACUUUCAGAUAGUUGUAUAUGAAAAAUUACACAAGGCUAUACUAUUUGUAUUGAUGUCUGAAAAUUAAUUUUACAUAGAUAAUAAUGUCCAAACUAUCUUCUAAUUAUUUAUGUAAUUAGAAAUAUAAUUUUUUAUCAAUAUUCUGUAAGUCUACUUUACUUCUUAGGUUUAAAAUUUUGGCUGCUUUGAACAUAAAAUUACUAAUGAUGUUUAAAUAUAAUAUAAAAACUAUUUGGAAAAUAAGAUUACAUAAUAAAUUUGGGGCUAAGAUUUAUGUGUAUUUUAAAACACAGACAAUAGCUAAGCAAUAUUCAGUUUUAUUCAAAAGACUUAGAAGAGUGUGAGAAAGCUAGUGUAACUAGUAAAUGCAAUGUGUACUUCCUUAUCAUUGAGGAUGAACAACUCUGUAUUGAAAUAAUGAAAAAGCAGAACAUUGCUCAAAGUUUCAAAUAUUAAAGGCAACAGAUCUCCCAGAAGCGACUCUGAACUAUAUAGUUAUUAAUUUUUUAUAUAUUUUUCUGUCUUCAGUACAUGUCUUUAGCUUCCUUGAGUGUUUUUGCUGUGUGUUUAUUUAGUCCUUUGUGCUGCUAAAUGGAAGUAUGCCUGAAUGAGUUCAUUUACAUUUAAUUUAUUGGGAAUUUUAAGAGUUUGUUUUGAAAUGGAUAAUCUAAAUAAUCAAUUUGUGUAAAAUCCUCUGUUUUUCUUUCCCCAAAGAGCUCAACAUUGUAUAUCACAUGAUGGAGAAACAUUUCAGAAGAAACAGUCAAAUUACUUAACAAAAUGCAAAAUAGUCAUAGAAAAAAUGAGAACAUUGCAGAAACCACAGCAGCUCUCCGGGUUUCAUUCACAAUCCCUGGAUCUUUUGUUUAAAGUAAGACUUACUUAAAACAUGCCUGCAAUAUUAUUAUCAUGUUUUUGGACUCUUUCAUUGUGCUACACUUUGAUUUUUUUCAUAUAUUAAACAUUACAUGCUAUUCCUACUGAAUUGGUGAUCUUACAAGAGUGACUACUUAUUGACUGACAUAACCAGGAGUUUCCAGGACAAUUUGUGUCAUUUCAUUCACACGAAAAAAUAAAAUUAAAGAAGACUACUCAGUAAACAUUGAUUAUUCUCAAGCAUUUAUCUAAGAUAUAUCACACACAUUUUACUGAGACAGAUUAAAGUGAACUUGGGAAUCCCUUCUCUUCAGAAUACCAUCUUGUAGCAGUCAGUGUGUUUCAAAUGACAUGUCAUUUUGAGAAUGGGUAACUUUUUAAAAUAGAAAUAUAUAUUUCCUCAUAUUAGAUGAUCACAAUAUUACAAUUUACAGUAUGUAAGGUUAAAAAUCCAUAAGACUUAAAAUUUACAGAUUUGGAAAUUGAAAAUCCAUGUACAUAAGAAUGCUCAGGCUUUGUAACUCUUGUUUAAAUAUUUUGUAAUGUAAGAUAUUUAUGAAAAUUUGAAACAUAACUUUCUGGGAAAGAAAAAUAAAACCUGUCAGAAACCACAGUUUAUCUUCACUUCAAGCAUUGUCAGUGGUGGUUAUCAAUGAAUUUGAAUAAUUUUACUUUUAAAAAACUGUAGUCUUGUAGUAUACCAUAAUUAAAAUUGUUAAAUGUAUAUUUUGUUUGUAUUAUAAUAAAACACAAGCAUCAGUGUUCUAUUAUUAUAA
This is a messenger RNA of Apodemus sylvaticus (European woodmouse), 6448 nucleotides long. It is a transcript of the gene Sema3d, whose product is annotated as semaphorin 3D. Lineage: Eukaryota; Metazoa; Chordata; Mammalia; Rodentia; Muridae. The record is from RefSeq and is a predicted model, not a curated record. Gene Ontology annotation, molecular function: semaphorin receptor binding; chemorepellent activity. Gene Ontology annotation, biological process: negative chemotaxis; negative regulation of axon extension involved in axon guidance; neural crest cell migration. The transcript is spliced from 18 exons. The coding region runs from base 530 to 2863 and encodes 777 amino acids.